AUGUUGCAGUUGCUCAACAACCCUAGGGCGGGGUUGUUGAAGGCCCAGGGGAAGUUAGCGGAAGCGGAAUCGCUGUACAAGCGCUCGCUGGCAAUCGAUGAGAAGGUGUAUGGUCCUCAUCACCCGGAAGUCGCGAAAGACCUCAACAACUGGGCGGGGUUGUUGCAGGACCAGGGAAAGUUGGAUGAGGCCGGCCCGUUGUAUGUUCGGGCCACGGAAAUUUUGGAGAAGGCGCUGGGCCCGGAUCACCCGCAAGUGGCCACAGCGCUCAACAACAGGGCGGAGUUGUUGAGAGCACAGAAUGUUCCUCCGGGCGGGGUUGUUGAGCAUUCGUUCAUCCGCUUACCAUACUCAGCACAUUCCUUCCACCCUUUGCAUCACAUCCAGGGUAACUACGAUCAAGCCGGCAUGUUGUAUAAGCGUUCCUUGGCCAUCCGCGAGAAAGUGCUUGGGCCAGAUCACCCUAACGUGGCCCAGUCGCUCAACAACCGGGCGGGGUUGUUGAGCGCGCAGGGCAACUACGCCGAGGCUGUGCCCCUGAACGAACGAGCGACGGAGAUUUGGAUCAAAGCCUUAGGUCCUGAGCACCCGCAAGUGGCAACAGCGCUCAACAACCGGGCGGCGGGGUUGUUGAGCAAUUGUUCGCCCGCUGGUAAGUUCGCCGAGGCCGAGCCUCUGUUCAGGCGGGCGACCGAGAUUUGGGAGACAGCGUUGGGUCCCGAGCACCCACAAAUGGCAACAGCGCUCAACAACCUGGCGGGGUUGUUGAAAGCACAGGGCAAGCCCUCGGAAGCUGAGCGGUUGUAUGAGAGGACGCAGGAGAUCUUUGAGAAGUCCUUGGGACAGGAUCAUCCCAAUGUCGCCACGAUUCUCAACAACAGGGCGGGGUUGUUGAGGGCACAGGUGAGAGCCUUGGAGAAAUUUCCAGGAAUAUUUUUGUGGUGGUCGGUGGGGUGUUCUAGGUGCUCAACAACCGGGCGGGGUUGCUGUACAAUCAUGUGA
Molecule: messenger RNA, 1002 nt
Organism: Ectocarpus sp. CCAP 1310/34
Lineage: Eukaryota; Phaeophyceae; Ectocarpales; Ectocarpaceae
Source: the annotation of a GenBank genome assembly